GUUAUUGGUAUAAAGAGAACGUGAAAAAAGAAUAGGUUGAUGAAAUGUCAAGUGUGUGAGCGAUUUAUAAUAAUCCACUCCACAUUAAUGACUUUGUAACUAGAUAGUGUCAUUAACGUUUAAGCGUCGCCCCACCUCUCCACUGUCAGUGCUGAUUGGACAGGGCUUCGCAACAAACUGUGACUUCACAAAAAAUCAGAAGGCGACCCCAAAGAUAAAAAACAAGGCACGCUCAUCGAUGUGACAUUGUCCACAUCUCUCUCUUCUGUAAGCAUUCACCUUGCCUGCUUGCUUAAAAGGGACCGCUAGCGCUCCUUCAAGCGUAACGCUAAGUUAAAGUGGACCUAGGAACCGUUCCAUUCAGGCGUAAACAUGCCUAGAGGAUUUUUAGUGAAGAGGAGUAAACGCCCUUCAGCAUCUUCUUACAGAACACGUAACAUUGACAACGAAUUGCUGAAAGCGGACCUGUCAGUGCACUCACCGAAGGAGCCAACCGUUGCGCCAAGUGCAAGCCUAAUUGUGCCGUUAUCCGAGGACGGUACGUUUGGAGAGCCAUGGACCAGUGUCCCAGCUGAAGCGGACCAAGCUCAGCUGCCUGUGAACUCAGAUAAGGUUAAGAGCAUAGAGGACUUUGGGAAAUACCCACGCAGCCAUCCUCUCACCGAAUCGGAUCAUGACGGGUCUCCGGUCCGGGCUGACCUCUCCUAUAGCCCGAUAAAACCAGUUGGCACCGAGUUGGAAAAAUCGCAUUUUGACCGGUGUAUGAGUUCACCAACAAUGACCGAGCCGUUCCCGAUAAGCACGCCUGUGUCCUCAAUACAAAGACUUCUUCUAAAUCAUGCGCCCUUUGGACACUCUGAUAUUAAAUUCGACCCACCCGUGCUCCUCUACCCGUCUCUCCAUAAUGCUAUGAAACGCACAUACAUGGAGCCAGAGCGUAAGGCCAAGCCAACAGUCAAAAAAACGAAAGUGAUCAGGAAACUCAGCUUCGAGGACGAAAUCUCCACAUCACCCGUGCUUGGGCUAAGAAUUAAGAAGGAGACCCCUGAAUUUAAAGCAGCAUCAGCUUCUUCUGGUAAUAAGAAACCACUUGGAGAAUUUAUCUGCCAGCUUUGCAAGGAGGAAUACCCUGAUCCGUUCUCCCUCGCCCAACACAAGUGCUCUAGGAUUGUGCGGGUAGAGUAUCGCUGUCCAGAGUGCGACAAAGUUUUCAGCUGUCCCGCUAACCUAGCCUCUCAUCGCAGGUGGCAUAAGCCUCGUCCAGUAAACAAUGGAGAGACGCAGAGCUCCAAAAAGUCACAGUCGGAUGCACGGUUGCAUGAGAGGACAUCCGUUGAAGGGAAAGAGAACGCGAGCGAGUUGAGAAUUAAUAAUCAGCACCACGUCGCUCUGGAUAGCUCCGUAUGUCAGCGGGCCAUCACCGUGGACAGCUCCCACAGACAAGAGCAGGUGCGCAGAAGGGCACAAGAAAGCCCUCAGUCCUUCGACCCACGCUACCGGGUUCCUGAAAAAAGCUUGGACCUGCACAUCAGAGCGGGUGACAGCCCAAGCUUAAUGCAAUGUCCAGAGAACACUGACGUGUCAAUGGCCUCCUCUCCUUUCUUACAGACCGUCGGGACUGUAGAGGAGAUGUACGAGUGUUGCUACUGUAGCAAGAACUUCAGAAGACAGGCAUAUCUGAGGAAGCAUCUUGCAGCGCACGAGACAAUCAAAGCUUCGAAUUAUAAUCAGUUAGAGAGCGGGCAAAUCACGUUCCCGUGUCACUUGUGCGGUGCCCAUUUCCCAUCCGUUGAAAUUCGUGACAAACACAGAGUUUGGCAUGCAAUGAGAGACGACAUUCUGAUGAACCCAGAGAAGAGUGCGGGUAGACCAGACUUGAUAAGACCAGACCAUACACAAGGUGAUCAACAGAUAUUUACCUGUAAGCACUGCCCCUCUACCUUCUUCAGUUCUCCCGGGCUGACGAGGCAUAUUAACAAGUCUCACCCCACAGAGAACCGGCAGGUGAUGUUGCUACAAAUGGCAGUCCGGCCCGGCUGCUUAUAGACUAUAGGCAUAUUUGGGCAACUGUCACACUGAAACCCAUGAAAACAAAUGGUUUCAUUAGGCUAAUUAAAACAAAUGAAUACGUAUGAAUGUGUUUCCUUUGUACUUCAAUUGUGAUAGUAUUGUACCUUAAUAUACAGAUCAGGUCAAAAAUACAAGCCUAUUUUUAUUACAAUAAUUGUUUUUUUAUGUUUUCUUGUAAUGACAGAUGAGGCUACAGCUAAGGGCCACAUCUUAACUUUUAGCUUAUAUUCAUUAAAUACAGUUGUUGAUUUACAGUGUAACGAUUGUUAAACGUGUGUAAAAAUGCUUCAAAUAUUCAAGAGCUGUCAUUUUAAGCAUGUAAUGAAAAUAAGAGGGCGACCCUGUUAAUAUCUAGAAUAUUUGACCUUAACACUUUUAUCUUAAUGUAGUUCCUAUGGAAAUUGAAUGUGCUUGUUCAGUAGUUGUGAAAUUUAAUUCCAAACCAGCAAAGCUACCAAGAUGUAUUUUCAUACAGAAAAUAAAGCUUACCUGUUACAGUAUAAAACUGUUUUCGUGAGUAAAAAUGUAUUUAUUCUAUUAAUUACUUAAUAAAUGCCUUCAUGAUGGCAAUUGUGUUACAGAUAUGAUGUCGUAUUUUGAUAUGUACACUAAUGAACAUGGACUCAUUUUUACAUUGACUGUCAAUAAACAAGUCAUUUACAUUCUAGUGGUGACAAAAUAAAGCAUUUGAAAAUAGAGAUUUUCAAGU
Esox lucius (northern pike) is the source of this 2779-nucleotide messenger RNA. Its product is annotated as insulinoma-associated protein 2. Gene Ontology annotation, cellular component: nucleus; transcription repressor complex. The record is from RefSeq and is a predicted model, not a curated record. Gene Ontology annotation, biological process: negative regulation of transcription by RNA polymerase II; regulation of cell cycle process; neuron differentiation. Gene Ontology annotation, molecular function: RNA polymerase II cis-regulatory region sequence-specific DNA binding; DNA-binding transcription repressor activity, RNA polymerase II-specific. Lineage: Eukaryota; Metazoa; Chordata; Actinopteri; Esociformes; Esocidae. The transcript has a single exon. The coding region runs from base 373 to 2046 and encodes 557 amino acids.